AUGGCGACCGCUAUCGUCAACUUUGAAACCAUGGCUGCUGCGAACGUGAACGUCACCGCUGUCGAUACCGAUCCCGCUAUCGCUCCCGCUGCUGUCGACGCUACUCCUACUCCUGCUACUCCUACCCUCAAGUCUGAGUGGGGUCUCGUUGCACUCGCAACCGACUGCCCAUGGUGCGGAUGCGAAAACUCGAUCGACUUUAUCACUUCGCGCCUGGAGGGUGAGGACAUGGCAAUGUUCCUGCGUGCUGCCGUGCGCCACCACCGGUUCCUGAUCCGCGGAGUGCCGCAGGACCACCCAAAGGCCGCCCUCCCGCAGUGGAUGCGACAGCUCCUGGACAAGCACGCAGAGCUCGAGUACAUUACCGAGGAGCCGAUCGAGUACAUGCAGUGCGCUCACUGCCGCGAGGAUUUCGCCAUCGUCGAGGACGAGGUCGAGAUGGACCAGCUCGAGGACAAGCUCGACCUCCACCGUGUCAUGUGGAUCAACCGUCGACAGCAGCGCGACCCGUGCGCGACCUGCCCUCACUGCUACCUCGACACGUGCCGCGACUGUGGCAUGCGCUAUGACAACCACCGUGGCCGAUCCUGCCAGGACUACCUCAAGUGGGCCAUCGAGAUUGGAGGUGACUGGGAUACGUUUGGCGCAAAGAACGUCGAGUUUUACCUCACCCCUGAGCAGCUUGCUCCCCAGGUGCAGCAUGCCCCUCCUCACCCCGCUGGUCCCGAGGUGGAGGCGGCCGAGGUGGUGGCGUCCAUCGCUCUGCCGCGCGAUCUGCACGACGAGGUGCUCUCUCUCGCGCGCGAUCGCCUGGCCAACAUGGAGCUGAUUGCCCAGGAGGCGCGUCCAUGCCCGUUCUGCGGCCAGCACAUUUUCAAGAACGAGGGCUGCAACCACAUGACCUGCAAGUGGUGCAAGUGCCAGUUCUGCUGGAUUUGUGACUGGGAGGGCUUUGCGGGCGCUGUGGACGAUGAUGGCGAGGUCAUUCCGGAGAAGCGUGUCGUGACCUUUAUCGACGGCGAUUGCUGCGAGCGACACGGCGUGACCCGCACGCUCCCAGUGCUCAUGGCGUGA
Molecule: messenger RNA, 1074 nt
Organism: Capsaspora owczarzaki ATCC 30864
Lineage: Eukaryota; Filasterea; Ministeriida; Capsasporidae
Exons: 3
Coding region: 1-1074 (357 amino acids)
Source: RefSeq, a predicted model, not a curated record